AUGACUAAGAAGCGGCUCGCCGUGCCUGACAGUAUAUUCUGCAGCGCAAGCUCGGAAGACUGCAAUACUCGAAGGACCCCGAAGAAGAAGAAGCGAAAACGUGCAGCAACAGGGGAAUCAAAAAAGAGGAGCAGUAGUCGGGAGAGCUCCGAUGAAGAGCUUGUGGAGAGAAGGCUACUUAGAAAGGAGCAACAACUGAAUUCUGAGCUUCGCAGAAAGGUCAGGAAGCUCCAAGAGAAACUAGAAGUGUUGGAGCAGCGAAAUGGGAAGCUGCAAGAUCUGCUGUGCAACAAACUUGAAACAUGGUUCAGCCAGCCAGCCCAUCGAAGGAGUGCAGCUGUAGAACCUUUUCUACAGGAAAAUGAAGGCACUAGCGGCAUUCAUGACGAGACUGAAAGUCACUGCCAAGAUGCCCAAUUGGCCCACGAGCGAUUGGCAGACCAGAGUGUACCACCAGGAGAGCCACAAGCAAACCUGCUUCCAAAGCCCCACGAGCCAGUGCAGAUACCGGUGCCAUUGCAGAUACCGGUGCCAGUGCAGAUACCGGUGCCAACGCAGAUACCGGUGCCACAACAGCCAUUGCCGCCACAACCAAACCUGCUUGCAAAGCCCCACGAGGCACUGCCAGUGCAGAUACCGGUGCCACAACAGCCAAUGCCGCCACAACCAAACUUGCUCCCACAGCAACCAGACAUGGUUUGUGAUGCUGUGCGCGCAGAAGACACCAACCAGGAUGCAGAUGCCAUGGCCACGCUACCUCCACUGUUGGCUCUGGUAAAUAGUGAGGUGCACCUUGGCAAAGGUGUCUUUGUCAAAGAAGAGCAAUGGUCAUGGCUGUUGUCGCGACCAAAAGACUCGUUGUUUUGCAAGGAAGCCACGAAGCUCCUGUGGGGUAUCCCUAACUUGAGGAAUAGGAGCCUCACAGGAGCACCCUGUCGGCGCUUCCUAAAGCAAGAAAACCUGGCGCCACCACGGAAAGCACUGACGCCUGAAAAGCUGCAGGCUGUUGCGAAUGGUUUUGCAGCCUACGUCAGCAAGAAGGCCUCCGAGACGCCAAAAGCAGACAGAUUAAGAAAGAUGAAUCGGUUUAUUGCAGAAAUGUUGAAUGAUCUGAAGAAAUAGUGUUAAGGGGGAAACAAU
Molecule: messenger RNA, 1140 nt
Organism: Dermacentor silvarum
Lineage: Eukaryota; Metazoa; Arthropoda; Arachnida; Ixodida; Ixodidae
Product: protein enabled homolog
Exons: 7
Coding region: 1-1122 (373 amino acids)
Biological process (GO): negative regulation of DNA-templated transcription
Molecular function (GO): DNA binding
Source: RefSeq, a predicted model, not a curated record